UAGGGAUCUACAGCGGACCGGACCUACCGCGGGUGUGGGGCGCGGCAGCGGCGCUGGCAGCAGCGGCCUAUGGCCUGGUUAUAGACGCCCCUCCCUGGACCCAGACCCGCCGCGACCCGCAGGCUCUCCCCAAACGCGCCGGGUCGCGACCCUGGGUGGCUGCGGCGUCCGGGGCUGCGGUCGAUGGUGUGGAGCCUCCGAGCUGGCCUCCGGUGCCGCCCCCUGUGUUUUAAAUGAUGCAUCUCCUGGGAGGAUUUCUACCGGUUGGCCGGAGCAGGAAGUGUCGUCAGGAGGCCAUUUUUAAAGCCUCGGAGGGCUGUUGGGCAGUUUCGGGCCAGGGAAACAAUGCGAAACAAUGAACAUUUCUAAACCAAAAGGGAAAAGCCAAAGGAGAGAAUGAAAGAAAACGUUCAAGGGCUGUUGUGGCAGCGCUUGCUGACUGCCCCAGGGUUCUGGGUGUGGAAGCGGGGCCUGGACUGGAGGCUGCCUGGGCCGGGCGCCUGAGAAGACACGGAAGAGCCCCUUCGACCUGCUUCUGACUCCCAUCUGUAGCACGACAGCUCCAGGCCAGAAGUCAGAACUGCCCGGCACGGUGGCGCCACAGAGGCUGUGACUUCAGUCCUCAGCCUCGCACAGUGAUUAGCAGAAAACAAAGGAUUUAGAUUAGACACCAGCUGACCAACUCCAUGACCUUAAGAAAGCCAGCUUCUCCAGAUCUGUUUUCGUACAAGAAGCGGGCGAUUGAAGAUGUACUCGGAGGAGUAUUGAGUCCUAGGAGGUUGCGUGCAGACGUUUUGCAACCGCGGUGUGAAUUUGGACGGCUGGCGAACAGCGACGGUGAUAGUCGUUUAUUGGACGCCAUCUCAGUGUCAGCGUGGCCUGGAAUAGCAGAGAAUCGGAAAAGCCAUGUUUCAGGACCGCGCGCCUGUGUGGUGGUAUUCGGGAAAAGCUAACUAAGCAUGCUCCCAGGAGGUAACUGCAUGGCUGCCAACCGCCAUUUGUUGAAGGCUGCCUCUGAAGGACUCUAUCAUGCCAAGUCUUUCUGGAUCCCAGUGGACUCUGUUAAGAAAUGCAAAUAAAGAAGAUGAAGGAUAUUGGACAGCAGUUGUUCAGCGCACAAGUGAAUGAUGGACACAGUUCUUUGACCAUGUCGCCCAGACAACCUAACACUAAUAGAGCCACUCGGCCAGACAGACAAGAAGCCCAGACGCCUUUGUACCAGGGCUCAGAGGCGGAGGCCGCCCUGGUGACCACCGCCACGUGUGUCAAGUGCAAAAGUGUUCACCAUAUCUCCCCUCAGGAUUUGAGGAAGGGGCCCGGGCAAAGCAAGGAAGACAGAUACGUGUGCUUCCAGUGCAGCCUUGGGGUGGCUUCUCCCCACCUGCCUUUCGGGAACAGUAAUCCCAGUGCUGCUCACAUCGGAAAUAAAGCCGAAACUAUCACAAGCCCCAGCAAUAACAAGUUUAAGGUAAGGAACUUUAAACCAGGCAAGUACUAUUGUGAUAAAUGUCGCUUUUCCACGAAGGACCCUCUGCAGUACAGGAAGCACACGCUUCAACACGAGGAGAUCAAGUUCAUUUGCUCUCACUGCAGCCACAUUUCCUACACGAAGGGGGAGUUUCAGAGGCACUUGGUGAAACACACGGGCAUAUUCCCUUACCGAUGUGAGUACUGUGACUAUGGUGCUAUUAGAAAUGAUUACAUCGUCAAACACAGGAAGAGAGUUCACGAGAAGGCUGGUGGAAAACGGCUGCCCAAAGUUGUCACCAAGCUGGAACCGAAAAGGACCAGCAUGUCAAGACAAAAUGCAGAGCUUUUAAAAGCCUCCGAUCCCGGCUCCGCACUGCAGAGCAAGUUGUCAGAUCAGCUUUCAAGGUUCUCCCUCCAGACAAACAAAGACAAAAUGCACAACAUCACGUUGGUACCUGAAUUGAAGGAAUACCAAAAGGACGUGGUGUGUGUUCCAAAUAAAGGGACCCUAUCAGAGCCAAAUGAAGUCGGUGUGUUCGAGAACAAAAGUGUGGAGGUGGAAGUGUUAUCCCCAGCCACAGAGCCCGUUCAGCCCGGAAUGCCAUUGACCGUGGUGGCACCAGCAGAACUCGUUGUCCCUGCAAACUGUUUAGCCCAGCUGAUGGAUGUGAAGGUUGUCAAUGGAACACAGCAGCUUGUUCUGAAACUAUUUCCUCUGGAAGAAAAUAAUUGCCUAGAAGCUGGUGGGGGUGAUGGAGGUCAUUCUGGACGUAAGACUAAAGAGAAGGGCUCAAAUGAACAAGAAAAAAUGGUUUCUGCCGAACAAACCAAGGCUCUAACGAUUGAAGGGAAUGUUGGAGAAGUUGGAGGCCUUGAUAACCUUCAGUCAGUUCAAAAACAAGUUAAAAACGUGAAAUGGAUACGGUCUUACGAUAUGUUCAUGUCAAAUUCCAGUGUGUACAGCUGUGCAGAAUCCCUUCUCAACCCGGCUAGAGCUGAGGAUUCGCAGAAAAGAAGUCAUAUUUAUCCACACAGAACUGCCCUGCCUCCCGCUGCCCUGAAAGAUCAUUCUCCAUUAUCUAUAGUGAAAAACAGUGUUUUACGUAGUCUUGGCACCGCAUCCAAUCCUUUUCCAUAUAAGGCUGCUGUUUCUUUUACGGAAGGCAGAAAACGUUUGCACAGUGACCCACAGCAGUGUUUUCCUCUUGCGGCGUCACCUACAACCAUUUCUUUCUCUGGAGAAAAGGGCCGUUUGCCCAUAAGUAAAAAUGACUUGGAAUCCAGAAGCGAGAUCAGUAUUCCUGUAAGAAUGGUUCCGUCUACUAGGAAGCCAAAAGACAACCAGACAGAGGAAUACAAAGCAGUUGCAAAUACAGGCCAGAUUUCCUCUCAACAUAAAAGUGAGUAUUUACACAUAAACAUAACGGGAGAAGAUAGAACCAGAUCUCAACAACCUGGGGAUAAACCUUUGGCGUUAAAGAAUUCUGAAAGGACUAAUGACUCUUUCGAUGGCCCCGUCAUCUCAUCAGUAUUUUCUCUGAGCUCUGGAUCUGAAGACGUCCCUGAGGGCGUUAAGUGGAAUAGCUCAACUUCCAAAAUAAAGUCAAUUGAACUCUUGCGUAGAAAGAUUGCUCAGUUAAUUGAGUCCUGUGGCAAACCUUCAUCUCUGGCUGCAAAUAAUGCACAGCGUCGUUCUGUAGGGCAGGCAUCGAAGGUAACUUCGAAAGCUACCCCAAAAGAAAUUAAUGUGCCGUGUACUGGCAAUGGCUAUUCCACAGGUACUCUCUCAAAACCUCAGGAUGAUGUUGGUAUUAGUGGACGGCAAAUAUAUCCACCGUUUGUAGAAGGCAGCAAUGGGAAAACCGAAAGCCGAGUAACCAGGAAGGCUCCUGUUGCUACUCCAGUGUUGAUCCCCAAAGGGGCAGUGUUGAGGGUUCUUAAUUCUUCCAAGGAUGCCCACAUCAUAGAGGCUACAUGUGAAGCACCUGUCAGCAUCCCUUGCAGUGAGACACAGUUAAUAAAACCCAUUCCACUCCAUCCAAUGAAGCCGGUGGACUCAGACUUACAGGCUUCAACAAGUGAAAGUGGGCCAAUAGACAUGUCCCAUAACCUUGACACAUCCCUUCGGCCUAAACCAAGAAAAGAGAGUGCUGUUUAUAGCGCUACCCUGAAAAAAACUGGCUCCCUGCACAGUCAGCAAGGAAGCAGUGAAUUGAGUAAGCAAGGGAAAAUGCUUUCCAGAAGUCUUCCUAUAAAUAAAAAUAAAGCCAGGCAUAUAAAUUCAUCCAAGAAAAAAGGCAAAAUUCAGGCUGAUCCCAGCCGCUGUUUCAAGGAUCCCUCGAUUUUUCAGGUUGCAAGACAGCUUCGACUAAUAGCGGCCAAACCAGACCAGUUGAUUAAAUGCCCCCGUCGGAACCAGCCUGUCAUCGUGUUAAACCAUCCUGAUGUUGACUCUCCGGAAGUGACCAAUGUGAUGAAGGUAAUAAACAAGUACAAAGGCAACGUCCUCAAAGUUGUCUUAUCAGAGAGGACCAGGUGUCAGUUAGGCAUCAGAAGGCAUCAUGUUCGGCUGACCUACCAGAACAUGGAGGAAGCCAAUCAAAUAAAAAGGCAAAUGAUGUUGAAAAUGAAACUUAAAAAAGUCCAUAAAAACAACUACCAGGUGGUGGAUUCCUUGCCUGAUGACUCUCAGUGUACAUUUAAGUGCUGGUUUUGUGGACGUCUGUAUGAAGACCAGGAAGAGUGGAUGAGUCACGGCCAACGGCAUUUGAUAGAAGCAACUAGAGAUUGGGAUAUUCUUUAUUCCAAGGGUAAAUAAGUGAAAAAUUGGUGUUUGAAGUAAAUUGUUUUUCAUUUAGUUUAUUCUGGUUAGGUUUGGGUUUUGUUUUUUAACUCCCAUCCUUGACUCAAUAGGAGAAACACAGGUUGUAGGAAUGCAAGCAAGCAUCAUUAGUUCUUCAGAUCCCUUGUAGGAAUGUUGAGAACCAGGAGUCUGGUUUUACCUAAAUAUGUGAGCGAAACUUGGAAGGUAUUUGAAGCCUCUGAGAGUGUACGCACAAGUUUAUGGACGUAAUUUUGUUCUAGAGAAGGGAAACUUUCAGCAGAUUCUCAGUGGGAUCUGGGAAUUUUGUUCAGCACCCCUUGUCCUGAGCAGAUACAAAGCUCUUGUAAUCCAUUCAGGGGUGAGUUGAGAGUGUUUUACACAUGCCCAUAUAACAAAAUGCUACUGAUGAGUUAAAUCCAUGUUUGGUGUGCGCACACACAUACACACACACCCCCCCCCCCUUUUUUUUUGGCGCAAUAGCUUGUCUUUUGAAUAUUUGGUACCUAAUAGAAAUUAUAUUUUCUACUCCAAUUUGGUGACAGAAAAGUGGCCAUUCUUUUGAAUCCCUUGGCCUCUCUAUGACCCGUAUGUUCUUUAUAACACAGAUCUGUGCGUUUUCAAAAAAUGUUUGAAAGAGUGAUUGUAAGGAUUUGCCUGAAUUUGCUACUUCAACAGCUGGUGUUAGGGAAGAAAGAAAACAUUUUCAAGCCUUUGGGUUCUUUUUAAGUACAGUAUCUCAAUUUGUGAUGAUUGGAGAAGGAAUGUGCCUUUUAGUAAAAUAGAAAAAUUGUCAGAGGGAAAAUACCUGAAAAGAAGUCUCCUGUUUGCCCUUACCCCUCUCACAAAUUAACCAAUUAAAAAUGUGAACGAAGAGGCUUCUUACAAUAGAUUAAACCUGGGGAGGUAAUGCAGGGCCGGAGCGUAGAGACCGUUGUGACUUCAGCCUGGCCGAGUUUUCCCUUGGAAACUCACCCACAGAUGGGGGUGAAGACUGCACGCCGCCCAUCGCUCCUGGCUCACGGACACUGCCCCCCGGGCUGUGCCACUUUUCUGAGCGGGCCCACCUGUGGAAUAACUCCCCACUCACUUCCUGUCCCUUUCCUUUUGUGCCUUUGAGGCCCAUAAAGAUUUCCCUCGUGAAGAUCCUGAAAACGGGCAGGAAUCAACUAAAUGGAAGCAUCCCACCAUCUUUGAUAAGGUUAUAGGAACACUAUCCCAGCUUUUCACUGAUAGUAACCACCCCCUUCUGAUUGACCUUAGCCACAGUCACACUGUCCCCGUUGCUCACUUUUCCUGGGAAGCAACUCCAAGAACACUCCUGCUCCCCUCUCCUGCCCGAUGUCUGGACGUUUGCCAGGCUGCACAGCACCUUAGCGUGCAUUGGGAAACGCCCGCCCUCCGCACCAUGGCGCCUCUCGGGCAGUCAGUCAGUUGGCAGGUGGGGCUCGGACUGCAUCUUAGUCCUCCCUUGCCCACUCCACUGGGCUCCAACCACCCUGCAGGACGCCAGUGACCCAGCCACCAGGAGCUUGGCACUUGAGUGUUAUUCGCUGUAGGCACUGCCUUAAGGGCUGUGCUGGUGUAGUGACCACAGCUGGGCGCUCUUAUGUCUGAGUGAGAUUUCUGUCGCGCCGGGGAGUGAGAGACUCGGUUUUUUCCCCCACGUGGGAAAGUCUUAGAUUAUCCUCUCAUAGGUGGGAUUGCAAUUGUUCUUGGUCAUCAUUUCUCAUUACAGGUAGUUAACAUGUAAUUCAGGACAUGAUCUUUGAGUUGAUUAAUUGGUUGAUUUUUGUUGAAAUUGAAACUUUGGAUUUUUGUAUGUGUAUAUAUGUGUAUGUACACAUAUUAAUAUUUUUUACCAUAUGAAAACUGUAGUAGCUAAUUUUCUGAUUUCCUAUUUUAUAAUGAAAUUAGAUGAGUUAGAAAAUAUAAAAUGUUUUGUAUUCUAGAAAUAAUUUAUUUUGGAAGUACCUUUUUAUAAUAGUCUGGUCUCACUUUUAGAAAAUGAAAGCACAGUGAGUGUGGGUCUGAUUUGUAUGAACAAACGGGAGCGGACGCCCCGCGGACCCUUUCAUGGCAGUAUUUGGUCCCCACGCAUUUCCAGUUGGUGCUUUUUGGGAAAUGGAGCUUGCGGACGACUUCACUACAUAAAGGAGGCCAUUCUGAAGCUUUGUCCACGUGUGCACCUGCACCCCUCCGACAUGAAAGGAGCCUCCUGCGGUAGGACGAGGAGGAGAAGAAAAGGCUGUGAUUUGGAAUUUUUUUUUUCCCUCCUAUACCUCACUACUUAGCAGCAUCUCUCCUGAAAGCGUUGACCGUGGCCCUUCAGGAGAGAUGACCGCGACAGGUCAGAGUGCUCAGUGUCAACAUAAAAUAUCCACACUUUGCAGCAACAAACUCUUCUUCAAGUAUUACCUGAAACAGUCCAUGUACUUGUACAGAGCUAACUUUUGUGGGUAGAAUAUGUAGCUAAGCUUCGGGGGAUUUUCGGAAUGACAGUACUUGUUAAGGAACUGAGAGGGCUCCUGGGAGUCAUAAAAAGUGAGAAAAAGUGGCUGUCGGCCCUGGGCGACGGGCGUUAGGAAAUAGCUUGUAACGUGUAGGUGAGUGUCAAGAAAUGAGCCGUGUCAUCAUUUCUAACAAAGUUGGAGAAGGUAGCAGAACUGUGUUGAGUAUUUGUGUGCUCUUUGUUGCAAUGAUUUUGAAGGACCUGUACUCCCUAAAUUGUAUUAAUUGCACUUACUAAUGAAAGUCAUUUUACGCUUAUUUUUUAAAGUAGAUUUUCUUUUGGGGGAGCAGAAGUGAGAUGCUCUUGUCAUACUUAGGAUAUGACCAAGAGUGGAAGUUUUUUAAAAACUAAGGUUAUACUUUACUCACAUGUUUAUCCCCAAGCCCCAAACGGUUUUGUGAAGCCCUAUGACGAGCCAAGUGCUGUUGAACUAAACCGGACACAGUGUGUGAGCCCUCAGAAGCCCCACCUCUCUUGCUCUGGGACCUACUGUCGAGGCGCCCCAGAGAGCGAGCGCGAACUGCUGCUCGGCCUUUCAAAUAAUAUUUGAAUCUGUCAGUGUCAACAUGAGCAAAAAAAUAAAACAUUUCAUAACCUGUUCUAAGCGUUACUAGAGGUCCUGUGUUAACAGUUCGUGUGCCUGCUGCUCUGUUUUUGAAACACAUUUAUAUAUAGAAG
Pteronotus mesoamericanus is the source of this 7481-nucleotide messenger RNA. It is a transcript of the gene ZNF518B, whose product is annotated as zinc finger protein 518B. Gene Ontology annotation, biological process: regulation of transcription by RNA polymerase II. The transcript has 6 exons. The record is from RefSeq and is a predicted model, not a curated record. Bases 1070 to 4288 code for a protein of 1072 amino acids. Gene Ontology annotation, molecular function: RNA polymerase II transcription regulatory region sequence-specific DNA binding; DNA-binding transcription factor activity, RNA polymerase II-specific. Lineage: Eukaryota; Metazoa; Chordata; Mammalia; Chiroptera; Mormoopidae.